CUCUGUUUCUCCUACUGUUCAGUUGUUCUGCUCUCUCUACCUCGAUCUUGGUGCCAUGGAGGUGGCGGGAUGGUUUGUUGGUCCAAUCAUGAAGAAGAUCAUCGAAGCUUGCUCUGAUUACCUGAAAGAUCAAUUAAGAUGGCAGACAGGCAUGAAGGAGGAGCUUGAAAGGCUGCGAGAGAACCACCCCAAAAUCCAAGCUGUCUUCGACUUUGCUGCUGAAGCACAAAUCAGCGAUCCAGCUCUCAACAAAUGGAUAUGGCAGCUGCGAGAUGCUAUGGAUGCGGCAGGUGAUGUGAUCGAUGAGUUGAAGUACACGAUGCCUAAAGAACAUCUCGAAGGUGAUCUCAAAAGGGAUCUCAACUUGAAGAGGCUGGAGAAAGCUGUGCAGAAACUUGAUAAAGUUUCGGCUCAUGUUACUACUUUCCUUCAUCUCUUAGACAGCGCAAAGCAGGAACAGAAGGAGCAGGAGGUUGAUUUCUACAAAACACGUGGAACAGGAUAUUUGCCUAAAGAGAAGGAGCUUGUUAUGCAGUGGUUGAUGAAGCCAUCAAAUGAUCCUGGGACAACUAGGUGCAGAAACAUUUCUGUUCUAUCUAUAGUGGGCCAUGGUGGUAUGGGGAUGACGGCUCUCGUGCAACAUAUCUAUGAAGAUGAAAUUACAAAGGAAUUUGAUCUUAAAAUGUGGGUUAGUGUUUCCAACAAAGAUGUGAAAGAAGUCAUUAAGGAUAUGUUGGAAUCUCUUAAGAAGGAGAGGCCUCGUUUGAACACACUUGCUGCACUUCAAAAUAGUCUUUGGACUGAGAUUUUGUCCAAAAAGUUCUUACUUAUUCUGGAGGACGUUUGGGAGGAUGAGAACAGGCAUAUCAGCAAAUGGGAGAAGUUGCUCGCCCCUCUGGCUUAUGGGAAAAUGGAUAGUAAGAUUUUGGUAACAAGUCGAAUGGACUCAGUUGCUUUGACGAUUGUAAUGGUAAUUAAAAAGAAGGUGGAAAUAGUUAAAUUAGAGGGCCUAGAGGAAGAUGAGUGUUUGAGCUCCUCAACUCUCAUGCAUUUGCUGGAGUAGAGAACCCCUCUUUGGAACGUCUAACAAUUUGGAAAUGUCAUCCAGAGUUAGAAGAGCGCUGAUAUGAUCGGCACAGAAUCAAUAUUUAGAUAUAAGCAAACUUCUUUCAUCUUAUUUCUUUGAUAUAUUUGAAAUGUGACAGCAUGAACCAGUUUGUAUCACUUUGA
Molecule: messenger RNA, 1230 nt
Organism: Dendrobium catenatum
Lineage: Eukaryota; Viridiplantae; Streptophyta; Magnoliopsida; Asparagales; Orchidaceae
Product: putative disease resistance protein RGA4
Exons: 1
Coding region: 56-1063 (335 amino acids)
Biological process (GO): defense response to other organism
Molecular function (GO): ADP binding
Source: RefSeq, a predicted model, not a curated record